UUUGGGCAAUAAUUCAUGUGCACUCCUCCGUUGUGGUAACGACACAUAGCGACCAAACUGUUGGUGUAGCAACGGUAAUUCACACAAAGUAACACAGAUAAUGUCUUACUUGUACUCGAAAUGCCAGGCAGUUAACUUUUUUAGGUUGUUCUACAGCUGUCCAAUAAUGUAAACUAAGACUGCUCAAACAUUUAACCAGAGUGACAGCCCGUGAUUGUGAGUAUCAGCUAAUUAGCGUUUUAAGGCUACAUGCAGUUCGUUUACAUAAACAACGCAGGUGCUUUACUGGAGCCAUGCCAGCGACGUGCACACAAGAGUCGGGGGAAAACUCGAAGGUGUCGACAGAGGGGGGUGAUACUUUGAACCUGCCCUCACCUUCAGGACAAACAGAGCUGGAAGCAGCCGACCAAGGUCUUGGGAUAGACGCAAACAACAUUAAACACCUAAUUAACGAGUUUAACAGACUUUACGAGCAGAGGCUGAAAUGCCUUGAGGUGGACGCCGCCAUGUCAAGGGAGGAACUCCAGCAGAAGAAAGUGGAUUUCCUGCAGUCUUACGUGAAUGACCUCACAGACCAGAACCAGUUGCUGGCUCAGACCAUUGAGGAUUUGCAAAGGGAAGCUCGACACAAAGUUUCCAGUUAUGGAAUGAAGCUACACAGCUCUGAUCAUGAUUUGAACGUGUCUGAGGUUAAUCUGAAGACUUUGUUGCUGGAUGAGUUUAUGGGACCUAUGGUUCACAUCCCACACAGCACUGGUUCCUUGGUCCAGAUUGCAUCAGAGUCAGAAGACCUUGAAAUCCAGUUGCAAACCAAGGAUGUAGUCAUCUCUGAACUUGAGAGGGAACUCAGAGAGAAUUUACAGCAAAAGCAAAAGACUGCAACACAGGUGUUGGAAAGUACUGAGAGGCUGGUGCACCUGCAGAGUGAGCUGUCUUGUCUGCAGCGUAUCCAUAAAGACAACAUGAAGGAGAUUGCUGAGAAAGACAUCUGCAUCACCAAACUGCAAGCUAACAUUCAGCUACUGAAACAAGAGGGAGCUGACACUCAUGCUCAGGUUGAGGCCAAAAUGGUGCAUUUGAAGGAUGAACUCUGCGCCUUUUUUCACAGAAGGAUGGAGGAGAAAGAGGCAAGGAUUGUCCAACUAACUGAAGAGUUAAAUGGAGUGAAACAAAAAAUGAAAGAUAGAGAGGAUCGUGUGAGGCACCUGGACCAGGAUGUGGUUGCCUUGCGAGCCACACAGGACUCUCUGAUGAGAACACUGGCUAUGAAGGAGAAACACUCUGAACAGCUGGUCCAAUGCAACGCACAGCUCAAAGAAAGCCUGGCCACGCUGCAGAGCAAAUUACAAACAAGUGAGUGCAUGUUGAGUGAUAUCAGCGAGACCCUGGAUCAGACCAGAAUCAGCCUGAACACAGACAGACAGCAGAAAGACAAAAUCCAGAACGAGCUGCACCAUGCUGGCGAAGAGGUGGAGCGUCUGCAGCUGGAACUAACUGAUGCACGCAUCACCACAGAAAAGCAGAUACAGAAGAAGGAGAUAAAGUUGCGUGCGCUGGUGAGGGAGCUCACAGAACAUAAAAAGCAGCUCUCUGAAUGCCAGAAAGAGUUGCUUCGAAGGGAGAAGGCUUUGGAGAAACUGCGUGAGGAGACGAGUGAGCAGAGAGCCAAGAUGGAGGACCACAGCAGAGAGUGUGCUCACCUCAACCAGACCAAAGACAGACUGGAGGCUGACUUGGCUUUGAGCCACAAGAAACUCCACACUUCACACCUGGAGGUUCGAAGCAGAGAUCAGUUUAUUCUGCAGCUCAGAGCUGAGAUGAAGGCAGCCGAGCAAAAGCAUCAAGGGACACAGAAACAGGUGACAGCACUGGAGGAAGAGGCAAGACACUUGAACCAUAAGGUCAGAGCACGUGAGGAAGAGGCCUGUCAGUUAAGUGAAAAGCUGAGAGGUAUCGAGCAUCUUAAAGACCAAAAGGAGACAGAACAACAGCAGCUAUACGGUCAGCUACAAAUGAGUCAGCAACAGGUCGAGACAUUUAAAGAGAAACUAAUGAAACAGGAGGCUGACAUGGAAUUUCUUCACCACCAGCUGAAAAGAGCGAAGGGCAAGCUGAAAGAGACCAAUUUGCAAAACCAAGGGCAGAAAGAAACAGUGGCGAUUUUUAAACAGAAAUACACUGUGGCAAUAGAGAAGGUGCAAAGGGUGCAAGGGCAGGUGGAACUACUGGAAGAGGAGCUACAAUAUUCACAGCAACAGCUAAAAGAUUCGCAAUCAGCAGCUCAUUCAAUAAAGCAAGAGUUAGCUGAGCUGGAGCAGCGCUACCAGGAGAAGGUUGGCCAAUGGGAGAGCUCACAGGAGGCUUUUGACCAAUUAGCGGAUGAGCUACAGGCCAAUCAGAACCUACUGAGGGAGAGUCAGCAAAACGCCGACCAUUUUAAAAGCCUGAUGGGAUCCCUCCAGGAGCAGGUGGACACAUUUAAACAGCAGAAACUGACGGUGGAGCGCAACCUACGGCUCUAUCAGCAAAGCCAUUCUCAUUCUGACGAGGAGUAUCUCAGCCUGUCAAGACUCAGACAACAGCUACAGGAGCGCUGCACUGAGCAGGUUGAACGCCUUGCGGAGUGUGAAAAGGCUAUUCUUCAGAUGAAGUCAGAGCUGGAGAGACAAACUCAGGAAAACGUGGGUCUGAAGCAAACUCUUGCUGCUUCCCACCGCAAGCACCUGAGCAACCGCAGCGAGCUGGAAGACAAAGUGGCACAUUUGAAAAAAGAAGUAACAUGCUUAGAGCUUGAGCUGGCGGACACCCAAAAGGUACAGGUGACAGUCCGCAUGCAGUCAGAGGAGGAGCUGAAGGAGGUCAGACGAGAGUCUGCAAGAAGGAGUAAGGAGGUGGGUGUGCACAAGGGAGAGGUGCAGAGACUUCAGGAGGAGUUGCAGAAGGAGGAGGAGAAGAUGAGGAAAGCCAUCAGAGAGAACCAGAGCCUGAGUGUUUCCACCAGACAGCUGACGCAGGAGCUGAAGGAGCUACGUAACAAGCAUCAAGUGACAGUGGAGGAGUUGGCAGCUUGUGCAGAGGAGGCGAGGCGGAUGGAGGGGUGCCUGAAUGAAGGAAAGCUAGCAGAGGAGAAAAUAAGGUCCAUGGCGGCGAGGCUGGAGAAGGAGGUGACAGAGCUCAGGAAGAACCUUCAGCAGGCUGUCGAUCAGAAAUUCAAGGCUGAGAGAGAGAAACAGGAUGCACAAGACCAGGUGAACUCACUUCGGUCAGAGCUGGAAGGAACACGGUCUGAUAAUCUAAACCUUCGCCAUGAGAGCCAGCUGGUCAUGACCAAUGUCGGCCUUUGGAUCACUGAACAAAAGGCCUCUAAUGAGAGCCUCACUGCCCAGAUGAAGGCCCAAAACAAGGUGCUGCUCAUCGUCACUGAAGAGAAAGAACAUCUUCAGGAGGCUAAUGACACACUAAAGGCAGAGGUAAAGAGACUGAAAGAAGUGGCGGAUGAGAAGGAGAGGGACAUGGAACGCUUCAAGGCCCAGAUCCGAGACCGGGGCAUCCGGCAAGACGGGAAAACCAUGGAAAAGAAGGGUUGUGUUGCUCUAAACCUCAGCAAAAUCGAGGACAUGCAGACCAGACUGCAAGGCAACCUGGAGGCCAUCGGAAUGCUAAAUCAACAAUUAAACGCCCUCAGCGGGGAGAAUAAGCGUUUGCGUAGGCAGCUGGAGGAGGAGAGGUCCAUGCGUGGACAAGUGGUGCAACUGCUCCCACCUCCUCCCACGUCCCAGCGCUGCUCCUCCAUCCACCUCCCUCUCUCCCACAGAGCCCACCCUCCUCCCUCCGCCUCCCUUCCCUCAACCUCCUGCCUCCCUCGUCCUCUGGGUCCAGAGACAUGGGACCCUGAUGGGAUUCUAAGUCAAACCAAGCUGAGCAGAGCUGGAUCAGAGAGACCAGGUGAGUCCCAGGUUUUGGGUGAAGUGUUUCGGAUCAGACCAACUGCAGAGUGCGCCGACUCCACCUCUCUGGAAGAUGUUUGGUCUGGGAGGACAAGCAGGCAUCUGGCCAAAUGAAGCCCCCUGAAGACUUUGACCUGUCAUGACUUCUUGACCCUCAGCUCCUCACGAGGGAGCAUGCUCAGUAUGAGGUUAAUGUCCUCCAGGUCAAAGUCAAGUCCCAGGGUUCUUUUUGCCUGAGGGGGGCUCCAGAACCAGCAAAUGAUGGAAUUUCCUUAGCUAUGUUUUAUAUGGCUGCUGCCAUGCCAUGAGAAGAAGAGAUUCAUCCCAAGAAAAUGUUCACAUUUAUAGAUUAUUUUGAAAGCAAAAAGACCUUAUAGCAUCAGCAAUUAAAUAUUAAAACAAUGAUGUGGUUUUGCAGCAAAACUGUAGCACUAAACACUAGAAUAUUUUUUUAACAUCUGCACUUAUUUGGAAAUCCCCAAGAGUUCUGAUGAACUAUAAUCAUUUUAAUUAACUUGAAUGGGUAAAUGAACUAAACAGAGCAAAUGACUGAGUGCAAAUGUGUCUCACACUGGAGACGAGUCCUGCUUUGGAUAAAUGAGAGACGGCACAUCAUCAGUAUCCACAGACAUGGCUCAGAUGUUGAUGUAAAUGGCUGGAGCUCAGCCUCUGAUUACGCUGCAGCUGUGCGCCAUGUGUCCCACGUCUACUGUGGUGAAUGUGGCCGUAUGUCUUUAUGUUGGAGUACAUUAUGUGUCUGUGUGCUUCUGUCUCCACAUAAGGGCCUGUGGGUGAGUGUGCACUCGCGCGAUUGAGUGUAUUAGCUGUUUAAUAUUGUAGAUGUUGUUUUAUAUUUAGUUUUAUACUUUAAAACCUAUUUAUUGAUUUUUCUCUGCCGCUGUGCCUGAGCCCCCAUGUUGGGAUAACAGAAAAAUAAAAUUUGUAAGCAGCUUUA
Molecule: messenger RNA, 4902 nt
Organism: Amphiprion ocellaris (clown anemonefish)
Lineage: Eukaryota; Metazoa; Chordata; Actinopteri; Pomacentridae
Product: myosin-9
Exons: 26
Coding region: 294-4061 (1255 amino acids)
Biological process (GO): spermatogenesis
Source: RefSeq, a predicted model, not a curated record